UACUGCACGUGACGUUUCGAGGCUCGGUGACGUAGCUGUUUACAGAAACAUUUUCACGUCUACACGUGUGCGGGCUUGCAGGGUCAGUUUAGCUUAGUACGUGAAUCUUUGCACGCUCGCAUCUUGAAGGAACUACAUUUUUCCUUAUACUACGUACAUACUUGCGCUGAUGUUUUCAAACUAGGAUCCAUUGAGCGACGACUCUCGUGUACGUCCACCAUGAAGAAGAAGUAGUAGGAGGGAUCUCUUUUUCUUCACUUUGACGAUCUGAUUGUGUGGCGAUUGUGCAAAAAGUUGUUCAGAAUACAAAUCCAAAGCUGCUUAUUGUAACACAGAUGCAACACAGAGUGGAUUUCUUAUUUAAGGAAACAUGAUUUCGAUGAAAAUUCAACCAACAACCUGCAGAGCAUGGCUGUCUCGGGUUUAUUUGAGGCAGGAGCUGUGUUUCUCCUCCGUGCCCCCGCAGCCAGUACCCCCUCUGGUACAGACCCUGCAGUCUUACCUCAAGACCCUGGAGCCCCUGCUGCCCCCCGAGGAGCUCAGCCACACCCGCAGGAUGGUGCAGGAGUUCGGCAGGCCGGGCGGCCUCGGUGCACGACUGCAGGAGGGGCUGGAGAAGAGAGCCAGACUCACCAAGAACUGGAUCUCACCCUGGUGGGUGCAGUGGGCGUACUUGGAGAGCAGACAGCCGCUUCCUGUGCAUUCGAACCCGGCCAUCUCUCUGCCCAGGAGAGAUUAUAACGGCUGGAGGAGCCAGCUAGUGUUUGCAUCCAAACUCAUAGCAGCAGUUUUGGACUUCAAGGCCAAAAUCAACACCGGCCAUCUGCCGGUGGAGUACAUGCGAGGGAAUCCUCUGUGCAUGGAUCUCUACCCGCUCCUCUUCUCCUCCUGCAGGAUCCCCGGUCCCAAACACGACCACAUCGCCCACUACGGACGCUCCCGACGCUCGCCGACACACAUAACGGUCGUCAGGAACUACCAGUUCUUCCAGCUGGAGGUUUACAACAGCGAUGGCUCUCGAAUGACGGAGAGUCAGAUUCACGGCCAGCUGCUGAGGAUCAGGUCUCAGUCCUGGAAGACGGACAAAGAGCCGAUGGGCAUCCUGACCAGCGAGCACCGUCACACCUGGGGACAGGCCUACAACCGGCUGCUGAGAGAUAAACUAAACAAGGAAUCAGUGCGGCUGAUAGAGACGGGACUUUUCUCCUUGUGUCUGGAUUCUCCGGUCAUGAGGAUAUCAGAUGAAAAGUAUGCCAGUCGCAAGGCGGCGCAGAUUCUGCACGGAGGCGGGACGUUCUCCAACAGUGGCAACCGCUGGUUUGAUAAAACGCUGCAGUUUGUGGUGGGCGAGGACGGCUCGUGGGGUCUUCUGUAUGAAGCAGCCACAGCUGAGGGUCCGCCCAUAGCAACACUGCUGCAUCAUGUCCUCGACUACUGUGAGAAACCAGACCCAAAGAGAGCGCCGCUGGUCCCUCUACCGAUGCCCAAGAAGCUUUACUUUCACAUAGAUCGAGAGAUUAAGAGGGACAUAGAGCACGCCAAGCAGAACCUCGAUAUACUGAUCAACGACCUCGAUGUGAACGUGUUUAACUUCAAGAGGUUUGGUAAGGACCUUCCCAAGCAGCACAACCUGAGUCCAAACUCCUUCAUCCAGGUCGCCCUGCAGCUCGCCUACUACAGAGUCCACAAUGAGGUCUGUCCUGCCUGUGAUAUCGCCUCUCAGAGGAUGUUUCAAGCGGGAAGGACAGAAUAUAUCCGCUCGCCCACAAAUCAGACGCUCAAAUUCAUUCUUGCCUUCGAUGAUCCAGCUGUAUCGCGGGAAGCAAAGCUACAACUGUUCAGAGAAGCUGUUGAUGCCUAUACAGCUGUGACUCAUCAGGUACUUAAAGGACACGCAAUUGACAACCACCUGCUGGGGCUCAAACUGCAGGCCAUCGAGGAAGGACUGAGCAUCCCCAAAGUCUUCAUGGAUACAGCUUACGGCCUCGCAACACACUGGAAACUCCGGACAGGGCAGGUGCCUGCUAACACAGACAGCGUGAUGUGUUUCGGGCCCCUCGUUCCUGACGGUUACGCCAUUUGCUACAACCCCCAGGCUGACCACGUCCACUUCUCCAUCACCGCCUUCAACUGCUGCGAGGAGACGCAUGCAGAAACAUUAGCUCUCACCCUGAAGGACACUCUGUGUCAGCUACAGGAGCUACUGCAGCCUACCGUGUAGAGCUGCUCCUGUCCAACAGGAUGAACCCACUCUUCUACACCUGGAAGAAAUACACUUUAAUAUCGUGAAACAAAAAUUGGUAGAAGUCUUUAUUGUUUUGGAUAUUUUCUGGUGCAUGUAACGCUUCACUAGAGCGGUUAAGUCUGAGCGAGUUUUGAAGACUGAACACUGUCUCUGAGGUGCUUUUGAUGCUUUUCUAACACUUUUGAUGAAGCAAUAAAUCACUUUCUUUUUCUAGCAAGAGCUGAUCAAGCAAGCUGCAUUAUAUGUUCUACUGUGGAUGCACUUAAAGGGAAUUUAAUGCUACAAUAUGUCUGGGUGAAACCAAAACAAAGUCAUCCUGACACUCAGUCAUUAAUCAGAACAGGCUAAAACAUGUGUGUUUAAACUGACUGCACUCCUUUUUGUGAGUCAUGUGCGGACCAGUAGCCUUUCUAGUACCCUCUAUUGAGAAUAAGUAUGUUUCAUGUGUUGCACUGCCCUCGGAGUAAAAAAAUAGAAAGCUGGUUAUUAAUGGUGACAGUGCAAAGAAGUAUCAGGUGCUUUUGUCUCUUUUAGAGUGGAGCAACCUGAUCUUCAGGAUGUAUUUACUGUACGCUGAAAUGAAUGUCAAGAGGCUUCGGCCUGCCUCCGAGCUGGGGCAUAUUGUUUUGCUCUCAACCUGCAGGAUUGGUUAUUAAAGCCUGCUAUCUCAUGAUUUUUGUGUGUGUGUGUGUGUGUGUGUGUGUGUGUGUGUGUGUGUGUGUGUGUGUGUGUAGAGAGUGAGAAGAGUGAGAGAGAGAGAGACUGUGGACUUUAUUGUCAAAGUAAGAAAACAAAAACGAAAUCCAGUAGGCCUACAUGAAGUUAAUAUGUGCAAAGGUGAACCUGGGUGUGGUGAGAUUUUCAUUUAACAGUAAAUGGCAGGACCUGAACUCGCCCCCCUCUGUACUUCUGCCAUGCAGGGGAAUAAGUAGACAUGAUUAUUAUUGUUAUUAUAUUAUCACAUCUGGAUAAUAAAAUGUAUGAUUCUA
This is a messenger RNA of Cottoperca gobio, 3234 nucleotides long. It is a transcript of the gene cratb, whose product is annotated as carnitine O-acetyltransferase b. The coding region runs from base 371 to 2221 and encodes 616 amino acids. Gene Ontology annotation, biological process: carnitine metabolic process, CoA-linked. Gene Ontology annotation, molecular function: carnitine O-acetyltransferase activity. Gene Ontology annotation, cellular component: peroxisome. The transcript has 15 exons. Lineage: Eukaryota; Metazoa; Chordata; Actinopteri; Perciformes; Bovichtidae. The record is from RefSeq and is a predicted model, not a curated record.